ACCUCAGCUGUUCCCUCGUGUGCUCAAGCUUGCUUUACCAGCGCUGCUCCGGUCAUUUCUUGCGGUGUUAACGACUACGCCUGCCAGUGCCAACCUGCAGCUCAAGCCAAGCUGAGCCAGAUCCUCGUUCCAUGUGUCGCGACGGCGUGCCCAGCAGCAUCUCUAGAAGCGGUUAUUACCGGAGCUUCUUCAGUCUGUGCUUGUGCC
Molecule: messenger RNA, 207 nt
Organism: Trichoderma asperellum CBS 433.97
Lineage: Eukaryota; Fungi; Ascomycota; Sordariomycetes; Hypocreales; Hypocreaceae
Source: RefSeq, a predicted model, not a curated record